Messenger RNA from Lymnaea stagnalis (great pond snail), 501 nucleotides. NCBI's taxonomy places the organism in Eukaryota, Metazoa, Mollusca, Gastropoda, Lymnaeidae. The record is from the annotation of a GenBank genome assembly.
GAAAAGACGAAUGCGUCCAUGCGCACCGGCAGAAUCCACAGGCAAGGAGGUCGCAUUGUUCACUCACGAUCCCCGUCUGUCAGUCCCUCCGUGAGUCCAAGGCCCAGCUACCGCCGAAAGAAGAACCACAGGGACACUUCAGAACACGAGGAGACACCCGCUCGACAGUCUGGACACAACACUGCUGGAGCAGAGCUACUCUCUCCUACAACUACCCCUCACCAAGACGCACAAGAAGAUGAUGGAAACCUCAUCACUGAGAAAAAUUUAAGGCAAAGAAUGGCUGCAUCUGAAAAAAGGCUGACUGGAACUGAUGCCACUUUUCUGAGUUCCGAUUCUUCAUCACAGAAAUUUCCUGGGUCAUCUAUGAGAUCUUCUGGACCACUUAGCCCCACAUCUUUGGAAGAAAGCCGGAGAGACUCUGACAGGACUUCAAAGUCCGCCGCUGACAGCUCAGUGUCCUUCUCAUCUCUGGACACUGUCAUAUCUCCCUUUGGAGAA